Molecule: messenger RNA, 3258 nt
Organism: Fusarium mangiferae
Lineage: Eukaryota; Fungi; Ascomycota; Sordariomycetes; Hypocreales; Nectriaceae
Exons: 1
Coding region: 1-3258 (1085 amino acids)
Source: RefSeq, a predicted model, not a curated record
AUGCCACUCCCUAGAAUCCUGAGGCUACAAGAUGACAAAUGGGAAAAUCCUGAAGACUCUAUAGGUACUUUCAUUGGAUAUUUGAGUGGCGGCCGGUAUCGCUGUUGGGAGGCAGCUGGUCCGGCUCGUCAGGCGUUUAGGGAACUGAGCCCAGACAUCAAAGAUUUCCUUGAGACUUCUAGCAUCCCCCCUACUGAUAUCGUGUCAUGGUCGAUGUAUAUGAUCGGGCAUAACGAAAGGAACGCAGCACCCAAGGUUUUGAUUUGCUCCACGGAUGCGAAGGCGCGCAAGAAGAUCAGGCAACUUAUCAGAGACAGUAGGAUUAUGGAAAAAUACCCUGGCAUAGGACUCGGGGACGUUUCAGCACUACCUGAUCGCCCUGUAAUUAGAGAGCUAUCCCGAGAGGCUAUCGAGGCUCUUCUCCCUUUUGGUUGCGAUGUCGAGGGAGCAGUUCUGGCCGACACACCAGAACCCGCGUUGGGAAAGCGAAUUUUUGUCGUCAAUCCACACGACUUCUCCCUACGCCCAGCAAUGACCGGUCCGAUCAUCUUGCGUGGCGGAAAAUGCUACCAACUGACUGUUGCGCACGUAUUCCGGCAGACGAGGGAGCUCGACCAUUCAUCCGGCCAGCAGAUGGCUGAAGAUGACUGCGAUUUCGAUGGCAUGAGUGACACUGGAAGAGAUGAAGAAAGCCAAUACGAUGAGAUCACAAGCAAAGGAAGUGCAACCCCGGGAGAGAUUGAUUCCGACAAAGCGUCAUUCGAGGCCAGCCUCGACGCUUUCUCUGGUGAGAAGCACUCGAGUUCAAGAUCCGAAAGCCCUUCAAGCGACCACUUAGAUACUGGACAUGAUCUACGGCCGAGUGUCGAGUACCUAGAGGACAAUCCGGGCUUCGGUGAAUUUGAUGUAUCCCAGCUUCAGUUCUUUGGAAGAUUGGCCUUCAGCUCCUUGACCGGGAGUAAUCCAUCAUUGGACUAUGCUCUCAUUGAGACCUCAAAGAUGCCAGACAACGCGGAGAGGUCAUCCAUGAUCACAGGCUCUCUGGUCUCGAAUGUUGGGGAGAUAGAGGCAGACGACACCAGUAUUGUUGCUGCAACAUCGCCACAUUGUCUAGUCGAAGGCCGACUCACCGCCACGCCGUCCUACGUCCGCCUUUCUGGACAGCAUACCUUUCAAGAAGUCUACCCCAUACGACUGGGUAAGCCUUUACAAGAUGGAGAUUGCGGAACCGCGGUCUUUGGCAAAGACGAUAACCGCUUUUAUGGUCACAUAGUUGCCGGUGGCCCUGGGACUAGUAUCGCCUUCCUUAUUCCAGCUGGGGAGAUUUCCAGAGAUGUUCAGGCUCGUAUUGGCUUUGGCCCUAUCUGGAUGCCGCAGCAACAACACUCAAAGUAUCAUUCGCAGCGCAGUGCGGAAUUAUCCCCUGACACAAAGAACUUUGGUGUAACGCCGAUCAGAAACCUGGGUAUAUGGGACCAGGAAAAGACCCAGAAUGACCGGCGUCUUGAGUCCAUCGAGUUCCAGCAACAGCUCCAGCAAUGGCUCCAGAAAAAACCCAACUCUCAGCCUUCCCAAAACACUUUCAUCAACUCCCAACCACUCAUUAAACACAAAAGUCGUACAAAUGAUCUUAUAGACCAUGUAGACGAUGUAUUGGGUGCCAUGAGUGAGCCGUCAUCUGUUCAGACAAGUGAUUCUUCAAUACCGACAGCUUUACAUACACGAAGCCAUCCAACAUCCAACAAUCUGCUCUCAAUCGACGAGCGGCUACUGAGACCUAGAGUCGUACUGCCAUCCUUAUAUCCAACCUUAACUGUGCCCGAUCGCAAGAUAAUCUACCUGGGUGAUAAGAAGCAUGAUAAAGGAAACUCCGCAAACCCACUGCCCUCUCAAGACUCGUCAACUAUUUCAGCUGCCUCAUCCGGACCUCAAACACGCAGUCAACACAGAGGACCGACUGCUUCGCCAGGGCAACAGUUUAGUUGGUCCCGAGCUGGCACAGAUGCUUCAUCUGCUUCAGAUAAACAGCCCAAGCGCCAAAACAGCCAUACAAUAGACGACAUGGAACACGGAUUACCAAAACGACUAAGAGUUAUACAUCAGAGUCUCGCUUUACCUCACACAUUUCCAGCUCCUUUCGAACCGUUCCAGCCAGCUACAGGUCUCUCACCAGAGGCGGCGGUUAAUGCAACACAGGGGAUUGAACGCCGAGCUCGUGAUGCUCCGACAUCUCCUUCCCAUGGCGACAUUGUCUCAUCAAGUACACAACGAGAUGGGCCAUCAGGUAGUUUUGCACGCAGAUCAGUUCUACCUGGGGAUUUUGAAGGUGCCACCGAAACCUGCUUCUUUUGGCUGUUCGACUCGAAGCGACUCUCAUCAGUUGAGAGGCGUACAUGUCUCGGCCGCAAAGACGAAAUAUCCCACAUCAUCACACAUGCCGUCGAUCACCAUGGGCUCAUUCGUGGACGUGAUCCACAAUAUACAGCUCGCAAGUACUUAGCAAGCUGUCAGAGCCAUGAUCCAUUUGUGAAGGCGAAAGGCAACUACUGUGAGAAAUGCCGUUCGUUACAUGAAUGGGACGAUAGUGACUUUGCGGACCUUACACACCACGGUGUUGUCAUUUGUUUACGUUGCUGGCGCAAGUUUGACAAGAAAAGAAUGAAGGAGCAUAUUGCUGGACCUUUAUGUGACUACAACGCGGAGCAGCCAAAGGCCAAGAAACUAUGGAUUUUGUAUACCGCAUUUUGCUCGGAAACUCAGCUGCCUAGCAAGCCUCCUAAGGAUACAGCGCCGCGUAGGUCGGGUUAUCUACGUUCUCCGCUAAUCAUUCGCAAACGUCCACGGCUUGGUAAGCGUCCACGACAGAUUGGUCAGGAUCGAACGGCAGCUUCAGUCGACAAUCUAGACACAAAAAGAUCCUCACCUGAUACAAAACCUUUACUACCGCGAUUGGAGCCUGGUUCUUCACUGCUUCCACCUGCCGCUGAAGAGUCAACGGAACUUUUGUAUUCGCCCAAACUGGAUGCAUCGAUGCGGUUCUGGGACGAAGUUGGCGACUCGUUCGUUGAUAUAGGCCACUGGGACUACAUUGGGAGUAACCCAGACACUCAAACCAGAACUGAUGAAGCAGAUCCUCCGACUACUCAGCUCACAGAUCGACAGCAAGAGCUUGAGCCCAAAGGUGAGAUAUCGCAGCUUUUGAGUGCUGCUCUUGAGAAGGACUUAGGCUAUAGAAGUGCUGACAAGGAGUCUGUGUGA